AUGGGAGGAGGAACAUUUGACGUGUCACUUCUUAAUAUUAGCAAGGCUGGUACCAUUAGUGUUAAAGCUGUUGGGGGUGACACUCAUUUAGGUGGCGAGGAUUUUGACAGGGAGAUGGUCAAGUAUUGUGCCCAAGAAUUCAAGGAUAAAGUGAAUAAGGAUGUAAGUGAGAACGCAAGAGCAAUGACAAGGUUGAAAGUUGCUUGCGAGAAAGCAAAGAGGGAUCUGUCAUCGACGACUGAGACAUCAAUUGAAGUGGAUUCUUUGUUUGAAGGGACUGAUUUUUCAAUGAAAAUGUCGAGGGCAAGAUUUGAGAAGCUGAAUGGUAGGUUCUUUGAGAAGUGCAUUGAACAUGUGGAGAAUUGUUUGAAAGAUGCAAAUAUACACAAGAAUGAUGUUGAUGAUGUAGUCAUCGUUGGUGGAUCAACACGGAUCCCAAAGAUACAACAUAUGCUGAUGGAAUUCUUUGAUGGGAAACGGCUUUGCAAGAGCAUUAACGCCGAUGAAGCUGUGGCUUAUGGGGCAGCAGUGCUGGCGGAAAAGUUGAGUGGUACACGCAAUGUAGUUGUGCAAAAUCUGGUACUUGAAGAUGUAACUCCUCUUUCUCUAGGUAUUUGGGCCAGCGUACGUGGCAUGAGUUUAGAUGAACAAGAUAUGAGUAUCGUGAUCCCGAGAAACACGCCCAUACCUAUCACCAGGGAGCAGAUGUGUAGUAUGGAUUAUGAUAAGCAAGCAUAUUUGCUGAUCAAAGUAUAUCAGGGUGAGAGUAUCAAAACCGAAAAUAACAUCUUACUUGAUUCAUUCACUCUUGAUGGAGUCCCGCCAGCCCCUGAAAGACAACAAGCCAUCAAGGUUCGGUUUAGCAUAGAUGCCAAUGGUAUUCUCAGUGUCUCAGCACAGGUGGUAUCUACAGGUAUGACAAGAAGUAAAGCAAUUGACGCGGCUAAUAAAAAGAGCAAAGCAACUGAUAGCGCAGCACGAAAUUGGCUGUCUCAUCUCAUGAAGAAGCUAGAUGCUAUUGUAAGUCACGUACGCAAUUGA
Erigeron canadensis is the source of this 1041-nucleotide messenger RNA. RefSeq names its product heat shock cognate 70 kDa protein-like. Gene Ontology annotation, molecular function: ATP-dependent protein folding chaperone; heat shock protein binding; ATP hydrolysis activity. Bases 1 to 1041 code for a protein of 346 amino acids. Gene Ontology annotation, cellular component: cytoplasm. The transcript has a single exon. NCBI's taxonomy places the organism in Eukaryota, Viridiplantae, Streptophyta, Magnoliopsida, Asterales, Asteraceae. The record is from RefSeq and is a predicted model, not a curated record. Gene Ontology annotation, biological process: protein refolding; cellular response to unfolded protein.